Molecule: messenger RNA, 958 nt
Organism: Talaromyces stipitatus ATCC 10500
Lineage: Eukaryota; Fungi; Ascomycota; Eurotiomycetes; Eurotiales; Trichocomaceae
Product: calcium homeostasis protein Regucalcin, putative
Exons: 4
Coding region: 1-954 (317 amino acids)
Biological process (GO): L-ascorbic acid biosynthetic process
Molecular function (GO): gluconolactonase activity; calcium ion binding
Source: RefSeq, a predicted model, not a curated record
AUGGCCGGAAAAUUGGGUGCGAGUGCCGACGUCCAACGAUGGACAGUCACUGAGUCGUAUCUUGAUAUAAGAGGCGGCCUGCUCGAAGGACCUUUCUAUACGCCAGAGCGCAAUGAGCUGCGCUUCGUUGAUCUCGACUAUGAAAAGGUUUACUUCGUAAAUCUCGCCAAGGGACCGAGUGCAACACGAGUAUUACAUACGGAAUCGCCUAUUGGUGUGACUGCAGAUAUGAUCGACGACUCGGGAAAUAACACUCAGAUCGUGGUGGCGGCCAAGCACGGCUUUGCUACCAUGGACUACCAAUCAGGUGCUCUGACUUAUAUCCAUCGCGUGCAUACCUCUGAGGAGCAAGCCUAUAGAAUGCGUUUCAACGACGGCGCAGUCGACAAUCAAGGCCGCUUUUGGGCAGGCUCAAGUAUUGACCACAAGUAUGUCCAAGGCCAACAUGAGGGCACUCUAUACCGACUAGAUCCAGAUUUGAGUUUGCAUGAGAUGGUUCACCAAAUGACGACACCCAAUGGAAUGGGCUGGAAUGAUGCCGAUAACAUCAUGUACGUCACAGAUUCACCUCAUGGGAAGAUAUACGCCUAUGAUUUUGACGCGCGGACUGGGUCGAUCACCAACAGGCGCGAUUUCCUGACUUUUGAAGCCAGUUUUGGCGAACCAGACGGCUUUGCCAUGGACGUGGAGGGAUGCCUUUGGGUUGCUGUGUGGCGAGGUAGCCGCAUCAUUCGAGUCAAUCCACAGGGUGAAAUUACCGGAGAGAUCUUAUUCCCUACACGGUUCAUCACUUGUCCGGAGUUCGUGGGGUCGGAGCUGAUCGUCACCACGGCCAUUGAACAAGAGCCAUAUAAAUAUCCCCAGUCAGCGAGAUGGGGUGGCAAAGUAUACAGAGUGGAUGUCGGCAUACGGGGGAAACCUCGUAACGCUUUCCGGAGAGGAUAUCAAAGCUAAGCAA